AUGAGUGGAGAGCGAGAUUCAGCCCCGGAGUCCUCAAACAAAGCACCAAUGAGUACCUCCGGCCCUUCGGGCGCAAUCGGUGGUGAGCCCGAGCAGGGUCAUGGCACCGAUGCGCCCAAGAUCCAGGACGCAACUGCUGUCGCAUCUUCCGACCCUUCAGCUUCCACAGUACCGGCAGAGAGCACGGCUGUCACUGAAGGCGCAACUGCACCAAAGAAACGCCAUUUGUUGAUUCCUAUCCCAUCGCGUCGAUCCUCAAAGGUCAACAAACAACAGGGGUCGGAGAAGGCUGGGGAAGCGGCGCAGGAUGAGCCUGCUCGAAGGGGCUCCAAGGUGAGCAUUCUGCGGAAACGCGAUCAAAGUCGGGCAAGCAGCCGUCGCUCGCGCCAGACCCAGGAUGGGACCAAUCCGGAGGAGAGUAAAGAGGUGGCAACUGCACCUGAUAAUUCUUCCAAGCCUCAACAGAAGAAAGGCCCCUCAAAGCUCUUAGCUUUCUUGGGCUGUUGUUCCUCAUCAGACAUUGAUACAGAUGACACUGCUGUUCCUGCGAAGAAAACGACCAUGCGUGCGCCCGUUUCCAACAGGUUACCCACCCCAGACAAAGCAGAGGCUCAAACUGGUGAUUCAAGCACUGUAGAGUCAAAAGAACCAUACCUAGAUGAGAAGGCAAAUUCCACAGUCAGCCCGGAUCAGCAUGGCGAAGAAAACCGCAAUGUCCAGGCUUCAGCGGCUGGCGUGCAAAAGGAUGGCCCUGUGGAUGGUCCGCAAGCAGAAGCUUCUGGUCAGAAGGAUCAAACUGAGGAGCAGGCCCCGCUUGCCCAACACACAGCUCCAGACACCAACGAUGUAAACAACAAUGAUUUGGGAAGUCAAUCAGACAUCGAGAACCUUUCUCCUGCAUCAACCUCCGCCAUGCCCACCAGCUUCGGUAUCGAUGGCUCGAGUCCCGACAACUCCGAAGAAGUUGUAUCUCAAGACGAAGUCACACAACCCAUGGCGGUGCCUCCUCCUCCACCGCUUCCACCUGCUCCUCCUGGCCCUCCUGCUCGAGGAUACUCUGAGGAUGCGGCACAUUCGUUGCUCCCGCCCGCUUUGCCCCAUCUAAGCGACCGAAAGUGUCUAGUCCUCGAUCUCGACGAGACUCUAGUUCACAGCAGUUUCAAGGUCUUGGAGCGUGCCGACUUCACUAUUCCGGUCGAGAUUGAAGGCCAGUACCAUAAUAUCUACGUUAUCAAACGUCCUGGUGUAGACACGUUCAUGAAGCGCGUUGGCGAGCUCUAUGAAGUAGUGGUUUUCACUGCCUCGGUUUCCAAGUACGGCGAUCCUCUGCUCGAUCAACUUGACAUUCACAACGUCGUUCACCACCGAUUGUUCCGUGAGAGCUGCUAUAAUCACCAAGGAAACUACGUCAAGGACCUCUCACAAAUCGGUCGAAACUUGAAGGAAACAAUCAUCAUCGAUAAUUCACCUACUUCUUAUAUCUUCCACCCCGAGCACGCGAUUCCGAUCAGCAGCUGGUUUUCCGACGCCCACGACAAUGAGUUGCUCGACCUUAUCCCCGUCCUCGAGGAUCUGGCAGGGCCGCAAGUCCAAGACGUGAGCAUGGUCCUGGACUGCACCUUGUAA
Molecule: messenger RNA, 1626 nt
Organism: Penicillium bovifimosum
Lineage: Eukaryota; Fungi; Ascomycota; Eurotiomycetes; Eurotiales; Aspergillaceae
Gene: psrA
Product: putative general stress response phosphoprotein phosphatase Psr1/2
Exons: 5
Coding region: 1-1626 (541 amino acids)
Cellular component (GO): plasma membrane
Molecular function (GO): phosphoprotein phosphatase activity
Source: RefSeq, a predicted model, not a curated record